This is a messenger RNA of Clonostachys byssicola, 1242 nucleotides long. Lineage: Eukaryota; Fungi; Ascomycota; Sordariomycetes; Hypocreales; Bionectriaceae. The record is from the annotation of a GenBank genome assembly.
AUGACGAGCAUAUCAGGAAAGGCAGGGGCUUUGGUGUCGACUGGUGUCGAUGACCGCCAGGCGACCAAGCCAAGCCUAGACACUCUCAUCUCAACGCACGACUUCGAGCUCGUUGCCUCCAAGACCUUCUCCCCCAAGGCAUGGGCCUUCGUCUCCUCAGCCGCCACAGAUCUCUACACAAAGCAACGUAAUGCGACGACCUUCUCUAAGAUCAGGCUGCGCCCCCGCGCCCUCCGGGACGUCUCCAAGGUCGACCUUAGCACCACCAUGCUCGGCCACCGCAUCCGCGCCCCCCUGUUCUGCAGCCCCGUGGCCAUGAGCAAGCUCGUCCACGAGGAGGGCGAGAAGGACGUCAGCCGGGCCUGCAAGACCCUGGGCAUCGCGCAGUGCGUGUCCACGAGCGCCUCCUACCCCCUGGGCGAGAUCGCCUCGGCCAUGCGCGCCCACCCCGUCCCCAACGACGAUUUCGAGGUGCCCAUGUUCUUCCAGCUCUACGUCGACAGGAACCGCGAGAACUCACGGAGACUCCUCCAGAGGGCCCGCGACGCCGGCGCCAAGGCCAUCUUCCUGACCAUCGACGCCCCCGUCCCGGGAAAGCGCGAGGCAGACGAGCGGAUACUAUCCGACGAGACGCUGAGCUCGGGCAUGUCGGGCGUCGGGGUCAGUAACGACGCCAGGGGCGGCGGCAUCGGCCGCGUCAUGGGCGGGUACAUCGAUGCGUCCGUGUCGUGGGGGGACAUCCCCUGGCUGCGCUCCUGUGUGCCCGGCCUGCCCGUCGUUCUCAAAGGGGUGCAGACUUGCGAGGACGCAAUACUGGCCUGCGAUGCCGGCGUGGACGCCAUCGUCGUGUCGAACCACGGCGGGCGCAGCCUCGACACCUCGUCCGAGUCUAUUAUGGUCCUCCUGGAGAUGCACAGGAACUGCCCAGAGGUGUUUCGGACGGUGGAGGUGUAUGUCGACGGGGGUAUCACGCGUGGCACUGACGUCUUCAAGGCGCUCUGUCUUGGUGCUAGGGCCGUGGGGAUAGGACGGGGUCAGCUGUACGGUUUGAACUACGGGCAUGAAGGGGUCGCUCGCUAUUUUGAAAUCCUACGAGAUGAACUGGAAACAACGAUGAAGAUGUGUGGUGUUACAAGUAUUGAUCAAUUACAUCCCGGGUACUUGAAUAGCCUUAGUAUCGAUCAUGAGAUUCCAACCCUAGACCCGGCGACGAAGCUUACCUUGAUGAAGAGCAAGCUCUAG